GGAAUUAAAAAUAAGAUCGCAGCGCCGCGGUGGACAAAUUGUAAAGCUCUGCAAGAUAUGUAAACUUUGCUAAUCUUUGCUGUUUUGUAUAUAUAAAGUGUGUAUGUUUUGAAUUUUUUGAAGUAAUUAUAUACGAGUGGAUCACGAAAUAGCUUAUUUGAAGUAAAUUGAUACAAGCGCAACUUCUGCCGUUCCGCGUAAGUAAUGCAUAAGUUCAAUAAUCUAACCUGACGUAAAAUAUUAACUUUCUAGGUUAUGGAGAACAGAUUCUCGAUAUGUGACUAUCUACUGUAUAUAAAAGGGACAGAUAAUUCUAGAGUGGUGUAUGAAGGGGAACAUGUUCUUAAUGCAGGACACAUCAUACUGUGUGGAGUAACAAACAAGGAGGAAAAUCGUCUAACGUUGUAUGCACUUUGUUUACAAACGAGUGCCUUACAAAGUGCACCACAUAAAAUCGAAGGGACUUUAGUGCAUGAUGACGAAAAGUGGGUUGUAGAAAAGUUUGCAUGUUCUUGUAAAGCUGGGCAAAGUGGUCGAUGCAAGCAUAUUUCAGCAGUUUUGCUACAAUGUUCAAGGACUUCCCUCGAUAAACUUGAAGCAGUUUCGCAAACUGAUAUUAAAUGCACAUGGUCUGCUCAGAAAGGCAAAACACAAGAUAAAUAUAGAGCAAUUCCUGUUAAAGAAAUGCCGUGCAUAAAGCAAAGUGAUGGUAUGAAAUUGGACGAGGCAAUUUUAAUGGGCAUACACGAUAAUUUGGUGUCUAAAUUGCCAAAUUCAGCAUUGACAUUACACAAGGCAGGACGACGUUGCACAAACCUUUCCACCUUUAAGAAUGAAGAAGUGUUUACUCCAUAUGAUGAGCAUGAUGUAGUCAUUUUAAAUCACGCAACGCAAUCAAUUUUAAUGAUGGAAUUGUAUCAUUUUCAUGUAAAUUUCAUAGGUUCUUGUUGUAAAGAAUUGUUCGAUAAACACUUAUUGAAAGAUAUUGACGAAAUAUUGCUUAAAACUAAACAGUCAAAAGAAUUUUGGAAUAUUGAAAGAAAAUUUAGGGUUACAGGUUCACGAAUUUAUGAACUAUAUACGUAUAAAUCAGAUGAUUGGCAAAAAAAAGCAAAUCGUUAUUUUAAUCCAAUAAGUUUCAUGAAUAAAUUUACUAAGCAUGGCAUUGAGCAAGAACCAGUUGCCCGACAGAUUUUUAUGGAUGCUACGGGCUUGAAAGUUGUAGAAUGUGGAUUGGUUGUUUCUCACUUUAAUUCCUGGCUUGGUUAUUCACCUGAUGGAAUAAUUGUUGACCAAGACGGUAAUCCAAAAGAAUUAAUCGAAAUUAAAUGCCCAUUUGCAGGUGCUACAGACCAUAGGAAGUGUGGUACCUAAAUUAAAAUACUUGCAACUUGAAGAC
This is a messenger RNA of Photinus pyralis (common eastern firefly), 1399 nucleotides long. RefSeq lists its product as uncharacterized. Gene Ontology annotation, molecular function: zinc ion binding. The coding region runs from base 256 to 1374 and encodes 372 amino acids. The transcript has 4 exons. Lineage: Eukaryota; Metazoa; Arthropoda; Insecta; Coleoptera; Lampyridae. The record is from RefSeq and is a predicted model, not a curated record.